UAACUAACUAUAUUUUUUAUACAAUAACAAAAAUAAUGAAUCAUACUGAUACACUGCACGAAAUCUAUGCUCAUAUGAGCUGCUUCAGCUUGAUGACUGUGAGUUUUCCCAAUCGCUGUGAGCUGUCGAAGCUUGUGGAGAACUGCAAGCAUUUCUCCAGCUUCAUCAAGUACUUUGAACUGAUGUAUUGCUAUAUGGGCAUCAAUCAGCGAUAUCAGGAGUAUAUACUGCUGUUGCUAUUCCUAUUGAUGGGAGCUUGCUGCAUGAUUGUCAUAGCACACAUUGUGGAUAACUACCUUGGAGCGGUGCUCAAAAUAUUGGGAGUCAAGCUGUAUAUGAAUGAGUAUGUUACGGCUGUGGUGCUGGUGUCCUUUGGCAAUGUAAUGCCGGAUCUGAUUGUCAACUUUAUGCCAGUUAGAAUGCAUAUUGAUUUAUUUACCAUAUUCGUAGCCAAUGCGCUGGCUACGCUGCUCUUCAGCGGCGGCAUCAUAUGCUACAUAAAGUCCUUUCAAAUGUACGAACAUGCCACUGUGCGUGAUCUGCUGUUUAUGAUCUUCAGCUGCACAUUUCUGGAGCUUUGCAUAGUCGAGGAUAAAACAGUAACGAACGCUGAGUGUUAUUCUCUAAUCGCCGUCUAUGUGUGCUAUUUGCUAAUCAAUAUCAUAGACAUGUCGCUGGUGCGGCACUCCAUAAAAACGCUGCGGGCUCAAAUACGCGCGUUGAGCAAAAGGCCGCCAGGACCUGCGCGCAAUCGACUGCUGGGCAAAAAGCAGCAGCUGCUGCUGAAGAUGGAGCAGGAAAAUCGAUUCAUUAUACGCCAUCAGUCAUACAAGCUGCGCUUUGGUGUAACCAAUACCAAUACCAGAGCAAGCGGUCGUGACGUUCUCGAUACCCAAAGUCUGGGCACGCACGCGUUCUCCACUAGACGCUCGGAGCCGCUGCUGCCUGCAAUGGAUACCAAUCAGAUGCGUUAUAUACUGCACAGUCCACGUAAUUCCAAGAAUCGCUUUUUGUUUACAGAGUUCUUUGAGGCCAUUAUACCCAUUGAUAUGCUAAAGUGGCGCACCAGCGGCUGCUGUGGACGCUUCUAUCUUAUACUGGUGGCGCCGCUGAAUUUAAUACUCACUUUGCUAAUACCCUCGGUGGACUUUUUGCUGCACAAACAUGGCUGGAGCAAGCUGCUCAACUGCUUACAGAUUAUAAUCAAUCCGUUUCUUUUCAUAGCAAUCAUUGAAGGCAUGGUGCGCAAGACUUACUAUCGAUGGUAUCUGCUGCUGGACUUUACGCAUGCCAAGUGGAGCUUCUGCGUCACUGUGCCUUUGGCCAUAUUCGUGCUCAUACACGCACGCACAGACAUGCCGCCAGCCUAUCAUGUGGUGUUUACCAUUUUAACUUUAAGCAUUUCGCUGUUGCUGCUCACAAUUUGCGCCACGGAGCUGGAGGUCAUUUCGAUUAUCAUUGGCUUGAUUCUGAAUCUAUCGGAGAGCUUCAUUAGCGCCAUUUAUCGCUCCUUUGCACAGUCUCUAAGCGAUAUGGUAUUGAAUGUUGCAUUGGCAUUGGAAGGCUACGAGCGCAUGGCCUAUGCUGCAAUUAUGGGCUCAGCUAUUUUCAACCUAACAGCUGGCAUAGGCAUUUCGUGCCUUUUUAAUCCUUUGACACGCGGAGCAGGCUCUUCUCGCUGGCUGUUGGGCGAUCAUGGCACAAAUAGUUAUUUCUUUCUACUGAUUGCACUCAUUACAAUGCUUAUGUGGGUUAGCAACUUUAAUUUUCAUACGCGCCGCUCGGUUGCAAUUUUCUCUAUAAUUUUAUAUUUUAUUUACGUGAUGUACGCUGUGCUAGUUGAGUUUAGUUUCAUACAUGCGUUCAAAACAGAUAGUAUGAUGGAGCCAAAGUAAAAGCAAUACAA
Drosophila busckii is the source of this 1906-nucleotide messenger RNA. Its product is annotated as mitochondrial sodium/calcium exchanger protein. The record is from RefSeq and is a predicted model, not a curated record. Gene Ontology annotation, biological process: monoatomic cation transport; transmembrane transport; intracellular calcium ion homeostasis. Gene Ontology annotation, molecular function: calcium:sodium antiporter activity. The transcript is spliced from 7 exons. Lineage: Eukaryota; Metazoa; Arthropoda; Insecta; Diptera; Drosophilidae. Gene Ontology annotation, cellular component: membrane. The coding region runs from base 36 to 1895 and encodes 619 amino acids.